Messenger RNA from Protopolystoma xenopodis, 435 nucleotides. Lineage: Eukaryota; Metazoa; Platyhelminthes; Monogenea; Polystomatidea; Polystomatidae. The record is from the annotation of a GenBank genome assembly.
AUGGGGAUAUUCCUUGCCUCUAGUCUUAUCUAUUUCUCCCUUUCAUCAGGCAGCACCAUCUUAAAAAAGAUCGAGGAUCGUUCUUUCGGAGGCUCUAUCAGUUUGCGAGCAGCGGCUUAUCUGGGACGCACCGGUCAGACACUUGCUCGAAUUGGCCGAAACAGCUCUCGAUCUUCUAAUCCUACUCAGACUUCAGGCCCGCGUUCUGUGCUGGUUACUAAUGUGUACAAUUUCGGAGGCAGCAAGCGUGAAAUGAACAAGGCCACGCAGCCCAGUGAGACUGGAUCUAUCGGCACAAUUGUCUCGCAAAACAUGGCCCCUAUGCGCAACACUUUGAAUUGUUGCCUUAAGUCGAGUGGCAGAGAAUUAUCAGGUCUCGGAGGCCGUGUAAACAAUGCUGGCUGGUUUAAACAGGCCCCUCAUAUGAGUCUGUGA